CCCUUUUUAACUCAUUUUGAGGCACAUUCAACAAAACAAUAAGAAGGAGUCUUAAGUUUAUCUAAUGCCAUUUUUUACAGACGAUGUAUUCAAAGAUUUUGUCAAACAAUACAAGAAUGGCAAUACGCUUUUUGAUGGCUGGGAGUUUUACAUGAAAAAUGAAGAUUAUCAAGUGUAUCGUCGACCCGCUCAUGAUAGAAAUCCUAACUUAUAUGAAUACCGGGCUAUUGGCGGUUGGAAGGAUGUGAGAGCAGCCACAUUAGCCCAUGUCUACCUAGAUCUUGACUUUCGCGAGAAGUGGGAUAAAAACAUGAAAUCACAUCAGCGAUUUACAGUUGCAGAUUCGGCCAACGCGGAGGAUCAUUACGAUGGCCUUCAUUUUGAAAUCAAAUACCCUUGGCCUUUGGCGAACAGAGACUAUGUUUAUGCUAUGGAAAAGAGAGUUGUGAGGGAUGACGAGACAAGCAUAGAUUAUCAAGUCAUAUUGGGCGAGUCAUUGCUUGCCUCAUCUUUUCCUCAAACGAAAGGUGUCGUUCGAAUUGAUACUUAUAAGCAAAACAUAUGCUUGCACCCUACAGAAGAUGGUAACGGUUGCUAUGUAUUUAUGGACUAUUUUGAUGAUCCCAAGGGAAAUAUACCAAAAUCUGUUAUUAAUUGGGCUGCCAAGACAGCAGUUCCUAUGUUCAUCAACAGUUUGAAAGAUGCAUGCAAACUGUUUGAAGAAACAUAUCCCAACAAAGUACCUUCAUUAGAGCAUACAUGUUAGCAUUUAUGCUUUUUUCAGAUUUCCUUAUUAUGUUUAACGUUGUUUUUUGAAUGAAACGUCAACGAAAUGUCAACCAAUGGGAUUUCCCACGAAUCAAAAGUAGGAAAAGAAAAAGUCAAGCUUUUUCAUUGGGAAUAUGUUUGUUCUACCCCACCUUUUGACAGGGCACUUUCUUUAAAACUGA
Molecule: messenger RNA, 950 nt
Organism: Mycotypha africana
Lineage: Eukaryota; Fungi; Mucoromycota; Mucoromycetes; Mucorales; Mycotyphaceae
Exons: 3
Coding region: 65-766 (233 amino acids)
Molecular function (GO): lipid binding
Source: RefSeq, a predicted model, not a curated record